Messenger RNA from Porites lobata, 5365 nucleotides. The record is from the annotation of a GenBank genome assembly. Lineage: Eukaryota; Metazoa; Cnidaria; Anthozoa; Scleractinia; Poritidae.
AUGACGUACUCUUGGUACAACAUUAGAAGUGAUUAUAAAAACAAUAAAAUCAAAUACACCCACGAUGGAUCCACCUGGCAAACAAUUACUUUUACAGAUGGAAUGUAUUCCUACUCAGAUAUCAAUGAUUACAUUCAUCAAUACAUGGUUCAAAAAAAUCAUCACACAACAGAUUCCAAAGGAGAAAAGAGUUAUUCAAUUAAUUUAACUUUUAUACUAUCUACCUAUCGAGUUCUCAUAUCACUUGAUGGUGAUUAUCAACUUGAUCUGAGAGGAACAGAAUUUGGGGAUUUAAUUGGAUUUGAAAAGAAACUUAUUACAAAAACAGAGUAUGGAACAAAACUACCAAAUAUCACAAAUUCGAUUGAUGUGUUGAAUAUCAACACAAGCGCAAUAACUGAUAGCAUUGUAAAUGGUAUAAAUACAAAUACUCUUGCUGUGGUACCAACAGACAAUCUAACAAGGUCUUUUCCAUUUACGUUUGAACCUAAAAGACCAUUGUAUUGCCCUUUAUCAUCAUUUCACAUUGAUGAAAUGAGAAUCUAUGUGACAGACUCACUUGGAAGACCAGUAAAUUUUAAUGGUAUUGAUUGGUUUAUGACUUUAAUACUCCAUUCAAUGUAAUAUAACUAUUAAAAUAAAAUGAUGCGACAAUCAGAGUUUAAAAUGAGAUUUGACCCAGAAUUGGGAAAAUACACAAGACAACAUAUUUAUGGAGAAGGAAUGAUGGAUGCGUUUAAAUCGUUUGGUUCAAAAUUAUUUGGAAAAACAGUAAAAUCAGCUGUUAAAAAAGGAGCUAAAAAAGCGGUAGCAACAGCUGCAACAAAAACUGGUGAACAUGUUGGUAAAAAGGCUGGUGAUAAAAUAGUGCAAAUGCUAACCAAAAGUAGCCUGCGUCGCAGACACUCUAAACCUUCUGUAUAGAGAGUCUGCGAAUUAGUGCACAAUAUCGUGUUCGAAUCCCGUAGAGUAGCAUGGAUAUAUGUCGGCGUUAUUGAUUGGCUAUUUUCUUUCGCAGUUUGUGAUUAGUCCGAUUUGAAUUAAGCGUUGACAGGCCAAACAUGACUCAUAGCUCGUGACCAGAGAGAUUGAGCUCGUGAUAGUGUGAAACGUGACUUUAGAGACCCCUAGAGUAGCUUGAACAACAGAUGUUUUUCUUGCUCUCUUUUUGCGUAAUUUAUACAGUGCAUGGAGUAUUCUACCAUUUGACUGAGCAAUUUUUUUUUGCCUCUUUGAGUCUCACCUUUAGCUACAUUUAGAGGUUGUGAAGCUGGUCUGUUUCAUACAUAUUGAGUAAUUAGUUCCUGUAGUUUAUUUUUUGGCAAAUGUUUUCUAAGAGGAUUUGAUCACAGAUGCAUAAAUGAUUUUCUUUUACCUCUGACUAAGCCUUAAGCUUCUUUAUUGCGGCUAAAUAACCUAAGUUUCUUUGGUUUUCAACGAAACGCUUGGACCUGAAUAGCUACAUGUGUGUAGUUUUUUUUUUUUAUCGUGAAUAACGUGAUGAUUUCUUCAUUUGUUUUGACUCUAGAACUGUCGGCUAGAUUACAGAAUACGCAAUAGUACAUCUGCAGCGAUUGGGAGACGCUGGGAAACAAGCCGGCAAAUUUACUAGCAAAUUUUGGCCUUGAAGGAAUUAUCUCAAAGCGUUUUUUUGCUCAGAAGACGGCUCUAAGGUUCGAACUGAUCUUUCGAUUACUGUAAACGAUCCUUGCCAACUCCCUUCUGUGAAUUUUAAUUGACAUGUCACUGCGCCCAACCGUCACGCACACGUAAAAAUUAGGCCAAUCGUGCGGCUUGUAAGAAACCCGCCUAUCAGAAACGCUCACAUAUGUCCUUGCGACUCUGCAGGAUAUUGGAACGAGCUUUUGUGCACUAAUUCGCAGACGGACUAUACAAAUGGUUUAGACGAGUACGUGGGCCGGCUGCAACGCAGGCUAACCAAAAGUAAUAAUAAACCAAAAGUUACUUUUAAUAAAAAUGUUGCAACAAUUCCAAGUGAAAAAGAGUUAAAUCAAAGAUUGAAUAACCUUCUUAGUGGAGGUUCAACACGUAAGAGAAAAUUAUAUAAUUAUUAAAAUAAAAUGAAGUCUUUUAGAAAUCCAAAAUAUUUAGACAGAUAUGAAGAUGUUGUAUUUGACCUGGAACAGACUUUAGAUACUGCCCCAGCAAAUAACGCGCACCAAACUAAAACAGGUCUUAGAUUUGUUGCUGAUAAUACAGGAGAAACUACUCCUUUUGAUUGGUUUAACGCCCGAUUAUCAGUGGAUUUUAAAGUAAAUAAGCUGGCAGAUGGAGGAAAUAUUGCGGUUGCUGACCAUAAUGGAAUUGUAAAUGGUAGUAACUCUGUUAUAGAAAAAUUAAGUAUCCUGGCAAAUGGUCGAGAAGUUUAUAGUUGUAAAAAUUUACUUGAGUAUAAUCCUUCAUAUGCACAGAGCGUUGCUACAAACGAAUUUUAUUUUCUUGAUACAUCAAGAGCUGCAGAGGAAAGACCUGCUCAAGCAACUUAUAAUAAAGGUUUUCAUCAAAGGAAAUUACUAUUAGGUGCAUCAGCCACAGUAAACUGUGAAAUUCCUCUUAAUAGAUAUUCUUUCUUUGAAGCAUUGGAAGAUAAACUACUUCCUAAUACAAAAAUUGAGCUAAAUAUCGAAAUUGAAAAAGAUGCAAAUUUAAUUUUUCAAGGUGCUGAUGAUUGUAGAGUUAUUAUAACAAGACUAAAACUUUUUAUUCCAAAACUUACGUUUAAUUCAGAAGGACAAAAGUUGUACAUGGAAAAUUAUCUUAAACCUUACAAAUGGACAUAUUUGAAUGAAGUAGUUGAAAGGUCAAAUAAUACACAACAACAAACAGGACAUUUUAGAAUUACAAAUGCUAUUUCAAAGCCAAGGCAUGUAUUUGUUUUUGGAAUUGAUACAGCAAGAAUUGAUUAACAAACAGCAAAUCCAUUUCUAUACGACACUUUUAAUUUACCAAAUAAUGCUAAUAUAAGAGAUUGUCACCUGGAAGUUGCAAAUGGAAACGAAUAUCCAUUUAUUCACUUUAAACCUUCUACAGAUAUGUCAAGAGUUUUUAGAAAUGUAAUGUCAUACAUCUAUGCAAAUAAUGAUUAUCAAGGUGGAACAUUACUUAAUAUAAGUAAUUUGAAAUCUUUAUUUCCUUUUGUUUAUUUUGACCUGACAAAACAAAAAAUGGAUAUCAAAGAUGGUGUUACAAAACUAGCAUUUCAUUACGAAUUAACUGAUAAUCCAAACGCUGAUUAUAAUAUUUACGCAUUAGUCUUACAUGAAAGAGUAGCAGAAAUAUCACAACAAGAUGGCAAACUAUUGCUUCGUGCUUAAUCUAAUAUUAAUAUAAAAUGGAAGAGGAUUAUUACUCAGAUGAUGAUGAAAAAGUAGAAGCUAAAGUUAAUAUUUAUUACGCAAAUAAAAUAAAAAAUAUAUUAAAAAAUGCUAAAUUUUUAGUAAAAGAUUAUAUUCAAGCUAUUGUUUAUUUAACCCAAAAACAACUAAACGAAUUGUAUAAAGGUAAACCUAUAACCUUAAAUUUAAGAGCAAAUAUAAAUACACCAAAAACUAAUAUUUUUGAAUUUCUUACAAAAGAUAGAUCAAAUUUACCAUCUAUCAUUUACCUUUCACUAGAUCAAAUGACACAAAUUUUUUCUCGUUAUAAGAAUAGUACUAAAACGUUUAAAAUAACCUUAUCAGAAAAACAAUUAUCAGCUACCCUAAAAGAAAUUAAAAAAGUAAACAAACAAAUUGAUUCUUUUUUUAAUGAUUUUAAAGAUAAAAAUAAAAAUUAUAAUAUCUUAGUAAAAAAUGAAUAUGAUAAAUUUAUAUCUAACUUAAUGAGUUAUUCUUCAAAAACCCCCAUGCUAGAAAGCAGAAAACAAAAAGUUGGUAAAGUAAUUAAAACUCUAUUAAAAAAAACAGAAAGAGUGGGAAAUUAUUAUCAAACUUUAGUAAAUACAAGCUUAAUAGAUAUACAUAACUUUAUAAAAAAAUGUAUACAAGGAAAUACUAAAGGUGAUUUUACUUUAAAUUUAUAUUCUAAAAUAAAAGGAAGUAGAAAAUAUAAAAUAUUUCCAUUCGUUCUUUUUUUAACAGCAACACAAAAAUAACAAUUAAAAAUAUGGCCAAAUGAUGUGGCGAUUUUGAAAUUAACUUUAAGCAACAAUCAAUUUCAUAAAACAUGUUUUGCUACAAUAUUACUAAAUAGAGAUAUUUAUCACUUAAGUAAAUAUGAUUAUUUACCUCCUGCACCAAAAAUAAAAAGAAUUACACCACUUUUAGCAAUUGAAAUGAAAAAUUUAAUAGAUUUUGAUAAUCCUCCCACAACAAGCAAACCAGAUCUUAUUUCAACAACCAGCAAACCAGAUCUUAUUUCAACAACCAGCAAACCAAAAACAAAAACAAAAACAAAACCUGUAAAUAAAUUAAAUGAAAUAAUGGAAAAGAAUUUAUUAGAUUUUACCAAAGAACCGUAUAAACAAUUUACCCCAAAUCAAAGUGUUAAAAAAAUACAAACUGAAGUAAGAAACACCUUAAUAAGUGAAAUUAAAUACCCACUAACAAAAGAUGUUAUUGGAUUAAAAUUAACAAAAGAAUUGAAAGAAAAAAUAAGUAAACUAACUACAGAAGCAGCAAUUGGAUUAACUUGGAUUAUAAGAGCAUUAGUAGAAAGUAAUAAGAAAAAAUUAAAUGUUUAUUAUGUAAAUAAUAAUUACUAUCGUUUAUCUAAAAAACAAAUAAAAGAAAUUGUUGAGUAUUAUUUUACUUCAUUAUCUUUACUUUUAAAUCCAGCACAAAAAUAUUAAUAUAAUCACUUUAAUAAAAUGUCAACUUAUAUUGAAUGCGGUGUAAAACUUACAGAUGGGCAAAAGUCAAAACUGAUAAGUGCAAUCAGAAAUAAUACACCACUAACUCUUCGGUUAAAACAUUCUCAUGUUCGAGGAUCAGAUGAGUUAAUGCUAACAAAAAGACAAAUUACUAAAAUAAAAAAAUCACUGAGAGAUGGCUCAGGAUCAGAUAUAAAAAUAAGUAAAACCCAAAUUAGAAAAUCUGUAAAACAUGGAGGAUCCUUAUUUUCUUCACUCGCAUCUCUUGGAGCAAAAGUACUACCAUAUGCAAUAAAAGGAAUUUCAAAAGCUGUUCCUGCAUUUGCAACUGGUGCUGCUACUGCACUUGGAGAACUUGGAAUAAAUAAAAUAUUUGGAAAAGGAAUUACAAUUCCAAAAAUGUUUUUCCCAUUUUUACCACCUCUUGUAAGAGAAUUUACCAAAUCACAAAUAAAUCAAAUUAACAGAGCUUAUCAAUCAGGUGGACGACUGGUUAUCAAACCAACUCGUAAACAGAUAGAAGGAGGAUUUUUG